UUGGACAGGGCGGUUGGUCAAAACUUGGGUCCGUCGCAUUUUGUAAUUUAAGUUAAACCAAAGGCCACCAUCAACAUCUGGUGAGGACAUAUUGGUUUCUAACAUACCCAAGACGCUCCUGACUCACGAUGGGUAUAUGUAUUGAAGUCUGGAGAGUGCGAAUCGGCACUUUCACCCACCCUCGAGGUACGAGACAGGUCGGCCAUAUUGGUGAUUACAACCCCAGGACGGAAUGGACACCGUUUACAAAGAUGUGCUACCGGCUCAUGGCAACAUGUCUGGUCCUUUACACAAUGACUAUGGUGAGUGCUGCAAUCAUUCAUCAACAUACUCGUUUGCUUCUCUCAGUGGAUGUGGAAUUAAACCCGGGGCCCCCAAAGGUUGACUUCCAAACAUGUAAAGAUGAGAUUUUACAAGAGCUGCGGGCAAUGAAGUGUGAACUUUCUAGGGAUAGCCGUGAUAUAAAGUCUGACACACGUAAAUUGAAUCAGUCCGUGGAUGAACUCAAACUACAAAUAGCAGAUAUGAAAAGCCAACAGGAAAUACUACGGCUGGACAUAGAUGCAUUAUCUGAACGUGUCGCUUGUGUUGAGGAGCAUAGUUCUACUUUAGACAGGUCAGCAUAUAGUUAUGUUACCGAUAAGAUUGACAACCUUGAGAAUACUGUGGAUAAACUAGAACAGUACAGCCGGAAGCAGAAUAUACUGCUGUAUGGUGUCGCUGAGAAACCUGAUGAAAAUAAAAUGAACAUAAAGGAAGUUAUUUGCGAAACAUUGAACACCCAUAAUGAAGGUACUCCAUUUUCAGCAACUGACAUUGUGAACGCCCAUAGGAUUGGCUAUGCAAAGUCUAAUCGCCCGAGACCUAUUAUAGUUCGAUUCAAUUCUAUGGACUGCAAAGUGGGAGCAAUAGGCCUGCGCGAUAAACUGAAGGAGAGUGGAUAUGGUAUAGGCAGUGAUCUCACCACACACCAGAGGAAAGUACUCCAGGAUUUGAGACGUAACAACAAGCAAGGCUACUACAAGAAUGGUGCCCUUGUAGUUAAGGAUUACCAACAGCAUUCAGAUAGGCAGGACACAGAUACUAAUGAUAAAUAGAGGUGUGGCCGAGGCCCGGAUUAUCGCUGUGUUACUAAAUCAAUUUCAGAUUUCUUGUUCUGGAACAUUUCCGGUAUUACUAAUAAACUUUUAGACGAUGAAUUUGUUUCAUAUAUCACACAGUUUGACUUUAUUGGACUCACAGAAACAUGGGCCAAGGACUGUGAUUUUGAUCAACAGCUCGGUGAUUACCAGCCAUAUGUUUUGUCUGCAGAGAGAUUGUCAUCUUUUGGGAGAUUA
Molecule: messenger RNA, 1337 nt
Organism: Haliotis rufescens (red abalone)
Lineage: Eukaryota; Metazoa; Mollusca; Gastropoda; Lepetellida; Haliotidae
Product: protein unc-13 homolog C-like
Exons: 1
Coding region: 129-1097 (322 amino acids)
Source: RefSeq, a predicted model, not a curated record